This is a messenger RNA of Exophiala mesophila, 2161 nucleotides long. RefSeq lists its product as uncharacterized. The transcript is spliced from 2 exons. Gene Ontology annotation, biological process: transmembrane transport. Bases 120 to 1709 code for a protein of 529 amino acids. Gene Ontology annotation, molecular function: transmembrane transporter activity. The record is from RefSeq and is a predicted model, not a curated record. Lineage: Eukaryota; Fungi; Ascomycota; Eurotiomycetes; Chaetothyriales; Herpotrichiellaceae.
CCAGAGUUCUCCAGGAUUGCAAAACCAGCCUUUCUCAGCUUCUUGAACCGUCUUGACGUCACUUAUUUGACAUCACAUCAUUGCUUCUUCUCAGUCUUCCCUUCCACCGAUCAACAGACAUGAGGUUCGCCGGCAUACUCGAGCGUGUCAAGCGCUUGGACGUCCAGUAUGGCAAACCCAAGCCUACUAUCCGCGCACGUGACACUGUCGUCCCCAUCACUAUUGCCUCCCUUUCACUCUUCUGCAUGUGGGGUCUAGCCUACGGCCUGCUCGACAUCAUGAACUACCACGUCAAGGUAGCCAUGAACAUCGGACGUGAUCAGGCCGCGAUUCUUGCCGCCGGUUACUACACUGCUUACAUCCCUGGGGCUUUGCUGAUCGGAGGCCCUCUCGUCAAAACCUGUGGCUAUCGUCUCACCAUGGUUCUAGGCCUCUUCGGACUGGCUCUUGGUGAUCUCUUCAUGUCUGUCGGAGCUCAGAACUGUUCUCUACCUGGCAUGGUCCUCGCCCACUUUGUCAUCGGUCUCGGAGUUUCUGUCCUGGAGCGAUCAGCAAACCCCUACGCCGUCAACUGUGGUCCUCGUCAGCAAGCCACUCUACGGAUUCUCAUCGCUCAAGCAUGGGCUGGUAUUGGCACCGUCAUCGCACCGUUCCUCGCCAACGCCUUCGUCUUCAACCCAGACACUUCGACCCUUCGACCCAACCCCGACCCUCUUCAGCCCGGGAAAUGUCUUAUGCCCGUCUCAUCCAGCUCAGCGACCUGCGCCAACCUCGGCAGUGUCAUUAUCUUCUAUCGUAUUCUUGGAGCGUGCAUCUUCUUGCUGAUGCUCAUCGUUGGGGCCAUCUUCUUCCGCACUCGGCUUGUUCCAGAAGUUGAUGUCCCUUCCUCGCCUCCUGUCACCUGUGGAUGGAGGAAAUGGAAUCAUCCGCUCGUGUCGUGGAAGUACGCCCGCAUCUGGUGGGGAGUCGUCGCCAACUUUGUUAAUCUCGGCUGCCAAGUCACAUUUGCUCAGUUCUUCAUCGAGCAUAUGAAGAUUAACGCAUGUGCCAGUGAUCAUUGGGCGGCAACAUGCAUGUCAUUUGCUCAAAUCGCCUUUGUCGCAGGCCGCUUCGCCGCCGCCGGCCUCGUCACUGCACCAAACAUCUUCAAACCCAGAUAUGUCCUGUGCACUUUUAUCGCGGGCGCCGUAGCCACCACCGCAGCAGGCACACAAAUCACCGGCUCGACAGCCGUGGCUGUGGCUAUCAUGGUCAUGUUCUUCGAAGCUCCAUCAUUCCCGAUGAUUUUCGAAAGCGCCACGGCCAGCUUCGACGAGUGGACGCCAACGUGCGAAACACUGAUGAUCGUGUCCAUCUCCGGUGGCGCCUUGCAGCCACCCCUGAUGGCCAAAUUGGUCGAAUCUGUCCACAUCUCCAGCGCCUGGUGGUUGACCGCAGCCUGUUUCUUGGUCGUCUUCACCUACCCAGUCGCCACCAACUUGAUCCCUUCAUUCCGCAGAGCAUUGGACGCAACCGAGCUCGGGGGAGACCACGCCGCCGCCCAACAAGUUUCUUCUCCCUCCAACGACACCGAACAGGGCCUCGACAGCGGCUUCGCUACAUCCGUGGCCGCCGUCGGUGUUACGGAGAAAAGCCCAUUUGAUAUCUCAGCUUCUCCAACUGGCAGCGAAUCCAGUCUUCAACACCCUACCGUUCGCCCAUCUUCUUGAUCACGGUUGCCGUGAUCGACGCCUACAUCAUAAACAUCCACAUCAUCGAUAUUCACUCAACUUUUAUUAUUGAACAGCUGGUACGAGGUCUAGCACCGCUACUGUCUCUGGCAUUACCAUUGUUAUCGGUAUUGUUAUCGGUAUUGUUAUCGGUGUUGAUACCGGAUUGGGGAAAAGCCCUACUUCGGAGCAUUUGAAUCAGAAGGAAAUUGUGUAUGCAUGGUACAACGAAGUUUGGAUUGUUUGGGUUUUCGAGAGACGGGUCCAAGGUGAUCACAGGUCGUCAGUUAUCGUUUGAAGGGAGUCAGGAAUGCUUUCCAUUCUUGACCAGUUUGUUUAUUCAUGUUUCCAGAUGAUGGUGGUCAUGUUUGACCUACCAUACUCCAUUUGUGUUAUUAGUACAGAGUACCUCCAAAAAAUCCAUAGUUAUCACAGUGUAGUCCAAUGCUUGC